Scheffersomyces amazonensis is the source of this 1655-nucleotide messenger RNA. Its product is annotated as Elongator subunit. Gene Ontology annotation, cellular component: cytoplasm; elongator holoenzyme complex; transcription elongation factor complex. The coding region runs from base 183 to 1502 and encodes 439 amino acids. The record is from RefSeq and is a predicted model, not a curated record. The transcript has a single exon. Lineage: Eukaryota; Fungi; Ascomycota; Pichiomycetes; Serinales; Debaryomycetaceae. Gene Ontology annotation, biological process: tRNA wobble uridine modification.
UAUAACAUAAUAGAAUUUAUUACGGUGUCUCUAUUGUUACUCCGAUUAUUAUUAUCAGUUAAAUUCUGUGCCUUGGGACACUACCACCAAAAAUAAAAUAUAAUUUUUAAACCUCAUCUAAGUAAUUUUGAAAAAUCCAUAUUAAACUGCAAAAUUUAAUAUUUAAUAGAUAAGACAGUAUCAUGUCGUUUCGUAAAAGGAGUGAAAUAAUAGGAGGAGGUCCAGCCCCUGCAAGAGGGUUGCCAGGUACUAGACCAAUUUCUCAAAUUCCUGGAAGAUCACUGGUUGGUCCUAAUCCUCUUCGUGGAGGACCAAAUGUUAGAUCAAUACCAGGAAGAGAUGGUAUACGUUCACCUCAACCUCAACCUCAACCUCAACCUCAAUCCAAAAAAGAAGAAUUUGAACCUAUAAUCAAGAACAUUUCAAUUCGUCCAUCAUUAAUAACAUCACAACCAACUAUAUCAACAGGAGUAUCUGAUUUAGAUAAAAUAUUAUUACAUCAAGGUUUACCAUUAGGAAAUUCUUUACUUGUAGAAGAAUCUAGUACAACUGAUUUUUCUUCAGUCAUUUUAAGAGCAUUCACAUCUCAAGGUAUAAUUCAUAAUAGAAUUAAUAAAGAUGAACUUUAUUCUCAUGUUAUAGUUGUAGGAGUUCCAAGUCAAUGGGCAAAUGAUUUACCAGGAUUAUAUAAGGGUUCAUCAAAGGAACAAAAGAAAGCAAAAAUUGUUGAAAAUGAAUCUAAAAUAAGUGUAUCUAAUUUAUCUACUCGUCAAUCAUCAACUAGAAAUGAAAAUGAUUUAAAAAUUGCUUGGAGAUAUGGUUUAAAUUCAAAACUGCCAGAAUCUGAAGAUUCAAAAGAUAUAACUUCUUAUGAAAAUUAUAAUCAUCAAUUUGAUAUUACUCAAAAAUUAUCACCUGGUCCUAAUGGUAAUGAAAUAUCAUUUAUACCUAUUUCAAAUAAUUUUAUGGUAGUAAUUUCUCAAAUUGAAGGAAUUAUUAAGAAUCAAUUAAAAUCAAAUCCAUCUAAAAUUAUACGAUUAGUUAUACCUUCACUUUUAAAUCCUACCAUCUACAAUCCUAUACUUAGUACACCUACUUUUAUUAUACCAUUUAUACAUUCAUUAAGAGCUCAAUUACGUAAAUAUGAAAAGAAUUUAUCAUUAAUAGCAUCAAUAAGUUUAGAACUUUAUCCUCGAGAUUCAUCUUUAACUUCAACAUUAGAAAAUUUAUUUGAUUCAGUAAUUCAUUUACAACCAUUUAAUCAAGCUAUGAGUCAAUUAAUUGAAAGAGCAUAUAAAAAUGAGCCAUCAAAGAUUCAACAAGGUUUGGUUAAUAUAAUUAAAUUACCUGUAUUAUCUGAAAAGGGAUUAAUGAUGAUUCAUGAAGGAGAAUAUGCUUUCAAAAAUGGAAGAAAGAAAUUUGAAAUUGAAGAUUGGGGAAUUCCUGUUGAAGAUGUUGGAAAGGAAGAAGAACAACAAACAACAAAAAAGAUUGAUUUUUAGGAAUUGACAUAAGUAAAGUUUGUAUUUAUAUAGAAAAAAAAAUACAUUUCAAGGUAAUUUAUUCUCUAAUCUAUCAAGUUUUGCUAUUAUUUGUAAUUGAGUAUUUUGAAUCUCAUUUAUUCUUCUUAAGAGAUACAUAAAUUGAUCUCCAGA